UUUUUUUGGAAAACAUAAACAAUGUCUUCUGGUGCUAGUAAUACCCUAGGUGGAACUACAGGGAGUAGAGGCCCUGCCCCUCCUUUGCCAGAGAAACCGCCUUCAGUGGCCGAAAGGACAAGAUUGUUGAAAUCAAGUUUUCGGAAGGACGAUGUGGAAAAGCCUAAGAUAAUGGAAAAACACAGCAGUCCUGUAGUAGAAAGGGCAGCAACACUGCCCCCGGCCAAUAUGACCAAUGCUAGUACAAAUGGGGAGAAAUCAGAAACCCCUUCCCCAUCGGGCAGUGUGAACUCAAUGUCUAGUAUUGGCAGGUAUAACAAUGAUAAGUUGAUGGACAGCAACAAGGAGGCUUCACUGAAUUACAAUACAGGAGGUUUGAAUGCAGCCAAAAGGGAGGCAUUCUUUAAAGGCAGUGAAAGUGGCGGACCAAAGUUUGAUCCUUCACAACGUUUCGCGGCGGACAGAGAGCGGAUUCCACGGGAACCACACAGUGGCCACACAUUAAAAGAUGCUGAUGAACGAGAGAAAGAUUUACACCACAGGGAAAAGAAAUAUGGAGACAGCACAAAAGAAUUGGAUGGUUAUGUUGGUUUUGCAAACCUUCCCAACCAAGUAUACAGAAAAUCUGUCAAAAGGGGAUUUGAAUUCACAUUAAUGGUUGUUGGUGAAUCGGGGCUUGGUAAGUCCACCCUCAUCAAUUCUCUCUUCCUCGCUGACCUGUACAGUUCAGAGUACCAAGGUCCCUCCCACCGGAUACAGAAAACUGUUAAGGUUGAAACCACACAAUGUCUUCUGAAGGAAAAUGGAGUUCAAUUAAACCUGACCAUUGUAGAUACUCCAGGAUUUGGGGAUGCUGUAGAUAAUAGUAACUGCUGGCAGCCAGUCAUAGAUUUCAUAGACAGUAAAUAUGAUGAAUAUUUAAAUGCGGAGUCACGAGUGGUGCGAUCCCCCACACCUGACACCAGGGUCCACGCCUGUCUGUAUUUUAUUGCUCCCACAGGUCAUGGUCUUAAGCCCUUAGAUGUAGAGUUUAUGAAGAGGCUACAUGACAAAGUGAAUAUAAUUCCACUCAUCUCUAAAGCAGACACUCUCACUCCAGACGAAUGCAGGGAAUUUAAGAAAACUAUUCUCAACGAAAUUGCCCAACACAAAAUUAAAAUUUACGAGUUCCCAGAAUGUGAUGAUGAGGAGGAAACAAGAGUUCAGAAGAAAUUAAGGGAUCGAGUUCCCUUUGCAGUUGUAGGCAGCAAUCGUGUAAUUGAAGCUGGUGGAAAGAAAGUCAGGGGGAGACAAUACCCUUGGGGUAUUGUGGAAGUUGAAAAUUUGGAACACAAUGACUUCAUAGCCUUACGGAACAUGAUCAUUAGGACGCAUAUGCAAGACUUGAAAGAUGUCACCAACAAUGUUCAUUAUGAAAACUUCCGGUAUAAUAAGUUGGCACCUUCUUCAGCCGAUGGCAACAAAAUCAAACCAGGGUCACUAUCAAAGGACCCUCUAUCACAGAUGGCCGAAGAGAAAAAGGAGCAUGACAACAAAAUGAAGAAGAUGGAAGCCGAGAUGGAACAAGUGUUUGAGAUGAAGGUCCAGGAGAAACAAUCAAAGCUCAAGGAGUCAGAAGCAGAUCUUCAAAGGCGAGCAGAGCACAUGAAGAAGAGCUUAGAGCAGCAACAGAAAGAACUAGAUGAGAAAUGGAAAGCAUUUGAGAAGGAAAAAGAGCAGUGGGAAGAUUCUGUGGGGCUCAGCAAAGGGUCACAAGAAAACAUUAAAGAUUCACAUAAAAAGAACAAAAAGCACAUAUUCUAACAUCAGUAACUUAAGAACAUACUUAACCAUUAAUGUAAAGACAGUACCAUGUGGUCUGUGUCAUAAUUCAGGAGGGGGGAAAACUGCUUGCUGAUGGAAGAAUGAGGAAUACAACAUGGUCAUCCUAAUUACAGUGAAGUCAAGGAACAAUCACCCCAAAAGCACUGACCAAAGAACCAAAACUGCACAGGCAAUUUGCCAAAAUAUGUAAACUUUUGUGUUUCAAACUAAUGUCAAUACAUAAAAUUUACCAUUGUCACUUUUGUAAGAAAUACCUUAUGAUAAAAAAAAUUCCAAGUUUGUCCUUAUUUUGCUAAUGAAGUGUUGAGUGUUUACUUUGCUACAGCACAUGUUUGUAUAUGAAAAAUGAAUAAUUAUGAACAUUUCUUAAAAAAAAACAAAACCUUAUGUCAAUGCUUCAUAUGUACAUGUAUUAACCGUGUGUUAUAAUUUUUGCAUGUUGUUUUCGUAGAAAUGCUAAUUAUUGGUGCAAUUCAAGGGCAAAAGAUCUGUACUUUGUUGUAAUUUUGUGCGAGUUUUUUUUACUGUAAAUUGCUGUUGCUUUAUGUUUUUGUUUGAUACGAAUUAAAGCAAUACAGUGUGUAAAAAAAAAAAAUUUGUAAAAUGUCAGAGAGUCUUUUGCCAAUUUUUCUCUGGCAGCUAGUUAAAAUAUCUAAAACAAUGUUAAAGAGUUAAAAAGGUACUACACAUUUUAUAGGUAAGGGGGAGGGACCACAGAUUGAUGGAAUCCAAUGUUUUGUAUGUCUAGUCAUGAAACCCUUCAUUGUUUCCAUUUCUUUGGAUGUUUAUAUUCACACCUUGAUUGCAUAAUUAGAUUAGCUCAUGCAUAAACCCUCCCCUAUGUGUGCAGUGAGGAAACAUUACUGCAUUUCAAUGACAGUCAGAAAUCUAAUUUCACUUUUUUUUUUCAUUUUUCUAGUAUGCAUUGCAAAACAACUCGGAUCUUACACACAUGUACAAUUGAAAGUGUUGAAUUAGCACUGACCAUACCAAAUCUAUGCAUGCAUUGCAACAGUAUGGCGGCCUAAAAUCAGUUUUAUAUCAACUUAUUUUACAUUUAUUUUUUUUUUUUUUGCUCAUUGUAUGAAUGUAUAAUGUACUUGUGUAUGACUUAUACCAUAGUAAUUUAUUAUCGCCAUAUAUAAGUCCAGUUCCCACUUCAUUUAUAUCACUCUUCAACUUAUGAAGUUCACAGAAUUCUUGUAUGCAUUUCACAGAGGAGUUCCUAUUUUAUAACCAUUUCUUAGAAUUUACCUGAAAUUGAAUAUGAAAGAAGUUUAAAAUUGUGUAGAUUUGUGUAAAAGAAGCCUUGCAUAUACAAUCUAUUUCCCAGAUUACUAUUAAAAAGAUUUUUUUUUUUGAAAAUAUUAUGUUUACUGUUAAAUUUGAAUCAAGCAAUCUCAUUUAAUCUUAGAUUUUACUUAUUUCAUACCAGUUAAAGUAUUGUUGUGCAUAUUUAUUGUGUACUUUUUUUACAACUAUUCAUAAAUAAUUAACUUAGAAUUUACAAAAUGGAAACAAUAAAUGUUUUAUACAUGUAA
This is a messenger RNA of Saccostrea echinata, 3365 nucleotides long. Its product is annotated as septin-7-like. Gene Ontology annotation, biological process: cytoskeleton-dependent cytokinesis; cilium assembly. Bases 22 to 1803 code for a protein of 593 amino acids. Lineage: Eukaryota; Metazoa; Mollusca; Bivalvia; Ostreida; Ostreidae. The transcript has 13 exons. The record is from RefSeq and is a predicted model, not a curated record. Gene Ontology annotation, cellular component: septin ring; microtubule cytoskeleton; cell division site. Gene Ontology annotation, molecular function: GTP binding; GTPase activity; molecular adaptor activity.